AUGAGUUUUGGUGGAAGAUCAAUCAUUUUGGUAGGAGAUUUGGGACAACUACCUCCUGUUAGUGACAAACCACCUUAUGAUAGUAAUGUGCGUGCAAAAUUAUUAUGGCAAGAGUUUAAGAUAGUUGUUACUUUGGAUAAGGUGUUUAGACAAGAUGGAGAAACUGAAGACCAACAAAGGUUUCACCAAUUACUCACAAAUAUUAGAGAUGCACAUCCAACUAUAGAUUGGAAAUUAUUGAUGACAAGAAUAGAUGCUUCAUUACAUCCAACAAUUAAGGAGGAGUUUGAUAAUAAUAUUCAUCUAUUUGCAACAAAUGACAAUGUGCAUAACCAUAAUAGAAAAAAGUUAUAUGCAUUGAGAAGACCAAUAGCCCGAAGCAUUGCAAGUAAAGAAGGUAGUACUAAUCCAGCAGGAGGUCAAAAUGAUGAGUUAGAUGUUGAAUUAUUAAUUUCUAAGGAUGCAAGGGUCAUGUUAACAUCUAAUUUAUGGAUAGAAGCGGGUCUUGUGAAUGGAGCUUUAGGAUACAUCCGAAAUAUCAUAUACAAACCUGGAUGCACCCCACCAAAUCCACCAACAUAUGUUAUGGUUGAAUUUGACAAUUAUUUUGGACUUCCUUUUGAAGAUGCAUCUCCUAAUUUGAUUCCUAUUUCACCAAUACAAAGGGGCCGUACACGUCAAUUGCCACUACGAUUGGCUUGGGCACUAACAAUCCAUAAAUCACAAGGAUUGACUCUUUCAAAGGCAACAAUUGACAUAGGACCAAGAGAAAGGGCAGGAUUAACAUUUGUUGCUAUAUCACGUGUUAAGGCCUUGGAUGGAAUUAGAAUCUCACCACCAUUUUCAUAUGAUCGUUAUGAAAAAAUGAAGACAGGAAAGCAACUUGCCAAAAGGAAAGCAGAGGAAGAAAGACUCAAAUCUUUGGAAACAUAA
Molecule: messenger RNA, 933 nt
Organism: Cryptomeria japonica (Japanese cedar)
Lineage: Eukaryota; Viridiplantae; Streptophyta; Pinopsida; Cupressales; Cupressaceae
Exons: 1
Coding region: 1-933 (310 amino acids)
Biological process (GO): telomere maintenance; DNA repair
Molecular function (GO): DNA helicase activity
Source: RefSeq, a predicted model, not a curated record